This is a messenger RNA of Mus pahari (shrew mouse), 534 nucleotides long. RefSeq names its product schlafen family member 12-like. Lineage: Eukaryota; Metazoa; Chordata; Mammalia; Rodentia; Muridae. Bases 1 to 534 code for a protein of 177 amino acids. The record is from RefSeq and is a predicted model, not a curated record. The transcript has a single exon.
AUGCCUGGAAAGGUGAUAUGCUCUCCAGAAGCCCUCUGCAUGAAACCAUUCUCACAACAUGAAGGCUAUGGACAGUUAGUCCGGACAGAGUUGGGCUCACUUUGUAGAGGAACACUGGUUGUCCCUAAGAGCUGGGCUUCGGCUCUGGGCUUGCAAGAGAAGCAGGAAGUUAUCUGGGAUAUGCUUCAUAUUUCCCAGGGCAGUCUCCUGACCCUGUAUGGCUUUGUCUGGGGAGAUGAGAACCUGGAAGACAACAGCACUCUUCUGGGGGAACUAGGCGCUGAGUUAAAGGACUAUUAUAAACAAAUUGCCCAAACAUUAAAGCAGACGUUGUUAAACCAUGGUUAUAUUGCGAAAAUAGGUAUUAUAGUCAAGAUAACGUACUUGGGUCAUAAGACAAUAUGUCUUUAUGACUCAAGCUCGAAAAUAUGUUACCCCCAAACAUAUUAUCUGACGAUCAAGACAGUAAAGGACUUAGAAAAAGCUCUUGCUGGAGUUUUAGGAAGUUAUGAGUCUUUCUACAGUUUACCGUGA